This is a messenger RNA of Nicotiana tabacum (common tobacco), 616 nucleotides long. The record is from RefSeq and is a predicted model, not a curated record. Lineage: Eukaryota; Viridiplantae; Streptophyta; Magnoliopsida; Solanales; Solanaceae.
AAUUUAUUUUGUUCUGUGAAGCAUGAAAGAAAUUCUUGAAAGGCAUAAUUUGCUCUCGAAGAAUCUGCAGAAAUUGGAGCAGCCUUCACUUGAGCUGCAGCUGGUAGAGAACAGCGAUUACGCUAGAUUAACCAAGGAAAUUUCUCAGAAAAGCCAUCAACUGAGGCAAAUGAGGGGAGAAGAGCUUCAAGGAUUAAGUGUUGAGGAGUUGCAACAAUUGGAGAAAUCUCUUGAAGCUGGAUUGAGCCGCGUCAUUGAGAAGAAGGGUGACAAAAUAAUGAAAGAGAUCCAUCAGCUUCAAGAAAAGGGCAUACAACUAAUGGAAGAGAAUGAAAGAAUGAAACAGCAGGUAAUGGAGAUAUCGAACAACAGCAGCAAACAUCCAGCAAUUGUAGUAGCAGUUGAAUCAGAAAACAUAUACAACGAGGAACGUCAAUCCUCUGAGUCUGUCAGUAAUGCAUUUAACUCUACUAGUCCCCCNAUCAUUUUAACUGAGUUUCCUAUUAAUGCUGCCUUACCCAGGCUGAAGGGGAAGGCAAAGUUAGCUAACAGUCAAAAGCAAGAUCACCAUCUUCUAUGUGCAAUGUUGCUGACCAAAAUAAGUACUAACUACUGA